AUGACCAACCUGAGGAGUAUAAAUCAAAUGACCUAUGACAAUGCAGCUGCUGCCGGAGUCGACAAUAGUCUGGCGCAAGUGCUUGACCGAACGAGCUUCCUAUGGCCGCCAUGUGGGACACUGAAGAAACAUUAUUCGAUGCUUCAUUAUCAGCCGGAGGAGGUUCUGUUCUUUCGACUGAAAGCGCCGGUGGGGUCAACAAUUCAGGCUAGCCCAUGUCGAUUCGUCCUCGCCAAUGAUGCACAAAUGGUUGGAGUCGCAGAUGCAGCACCUUUCAGCUCCGCCUGGUUGGGUAAAGUCGACGUUACAGAGAAGACCCACGCUCUGGUAGCAUUGACGGCCAUUAAAUACACUCGCAGUGUGGCUCCUGCGGUGGACGUGGUUGGUGGGGAUGUUCCCCCUGUGGUACUUGUGGAGGGCGUGGGCGUGUGCUCUGUCGUCGCCGUUGCGAUACCUGCUGUGGACAAGGAGGAAAUUGGUGCGGAGGGUGUUGGUCUAGAUGCUGUAGGUGUUGCGGCACCGGUGUCAUAG
This is a messenger RNA of Bacidia gigantensis, 531 nucleotides long. RefSeq lists its product as uncharacterized. The record is from RefSeq and is a predicted model, not a curated record. The coding region runs from base 1 to 531 and encodes 176 amino acids. Lineage: Eukaryota; Fungi; Ascomycota; Lecanoromycetes; Lecanorales; Ramalinaceae. The transcript has 2 exons.